Molecule: messenger RNA, 2268 nt
Organism: Marasmius oreades (fairy-ring Marasmius)
Lineage: Eukaryota; Fungi; Basidiomycota; Agaricomycetes; Agaricales; Marasmiaceae
Exons: 11
Coding region: 416-1945 (509 amino acids)
Source: RefSeq, a predicted model, not a curated record
UCGUUGCUUCUUGUCCCUGUCACUCAUGUAGUACAUACCCAAACCCUGCUCAACUAAAAGGAAUUGCAGGAAAUUGCUCGCCGCGUUCGCUUUGUAACCGCUCGAGCCGUGUAAUCUAUCUAUCUAUCUAUUCUUUGAUCCAUGGGAAUUCGCUCGGCGCUUUUUCUAGAUGACUCCUGGUUAUUAUAGCGCCGUUAUGCAUACCUCCUGCUCUUGGUUCAAUUGUCGUGGGUUACAACUCUCAACGAUCUAGAUCUUCCCGGCCACGAUAUCUCCUCAAUUCAGUGCCAUCGUGUGAAGACAUUUUGAUCACGAGGCCGUCGUCAUACUCGGUGUCAGGUAGUACAUACAUUGACUGGCCUUCGUCGUUCUAAAUCACCCUCCUCCAUCAUCCCUCUCUUUUUCCCGGCUUCUAAUGACAGAUUCGAGUGGUCCUACGAUGGAGGUCCUCGCAGGCGCCACCGGGAUCACUAUCGACAGAAGUCACUUUUCGAACGUUGGAAGAGAUCAGUACAACUACUAUACAACCUAUCAGACUAUCGUUCAGCCUCGCGAGAGGAGGAGGAGAAUUGAAAAGGACACGUUAGAGCUCUCCCAGUUCACUGAAAUCAAACAUGGCGAUAUAUACAAGGACAAGGAUGUUUGCUAUUCUUGGCGGUUGUGCUCGAAUGGGAAAGACGCGACCGAGGCUGCCGUUUACAUCGCACAAAUCAUGAUAGCUGGUAGCUUUGGAGAGAGCAAGUUUACGGUCAAGACAUAUCGCGGACGAAAUGCGAUGAAGGAAUGGCGACGAGAUUUUCGACGCUCUUCCAAGGAUUGGUGCGGGGAUGUCCCUCUCUUCGGGUAUAACAAGUCGUCGGUUCCUCUGUUGAUAUUUCAUGGAGAACUUGUACCUCUUUCACAUGUCGAUGUCGAACUAGGGGACUUGGGGAUGUUUUACAUUGAGAUACUAAAGAACAGCUUGGGAUGUUCAAGGAACGAGCUGUGGAUGGAUCCCACCAAAGGGAGAUUCUGUCGCGGUCCAAUUGGGCCUCAAUGUCGCGCUUGGCGCGAAGAUGAUGUCAACAUCACAGUUCCCUCCGACGUAGAUUGCCUCAAAGAAGAUAACCUCAUCCGAUACUUCUCUAACAGAAAACACGAUUGGGGAUUUUUUUGGGCAGUUAGUUAUAGUGCUUGUCAUUUUCAAAAACUUGAAGUUAUUCUUGGGCCCACAAACAAUCAAAUACAGCUCAUUUCAGGUUUGACCAAUUCGACGAUUGCUUUCACACAGAUCCUACGCUGGUGGAGUCGAGAGGGUUGCCUCUGCGAUGGCCAAGUGAUGUCCGAUGGAGCAACAAGAUUUCGCCUCAGAAGCGAGCCACGCUUGAUAGAGAUCUUCUCUGAUGGUGAACGAAACAUAUGGCUUUCACAAGCGUGGAGCGUUUUUGAUGCUCUCAACAUCUCGUUGGAAGAGAACCUUUCCACUUAUAAACUUGCCUACCCUUUUGUGAGGCUCAAGGGCGCACUCCAAAACUCCAAACGGAAACGAGAAAGACGCCAACUUUGUGCACCAAUUUAUUUGUUUCUGAUUCCCGACCCCUCCGAGCAUUUCUAUCACUGGUCGUUUGACCUGACUGGCCAGAAUCCGUUCUCGUCAGACAAGUGCAAAUAUCUCGGCCUUCCUUUCAAGCUUUCCGUCGUCAUGUAUCGUUUUGAACGUUCCUGGCCCACCAAGGUCUACAAAGCCGUUCGUGAUUUUCAAAUUGUGAGGGGGUUUGACCCUAAAACCCCGGAAUUUGCACGAUAUCUUGGAUGGCCCGUCUUUGAAAUUGUCGCGCCCUCUGAGAACCGUUUUCAGGAACUGGAAACAGGUAUGAUAUUCGUCGGGUUCCUUUGCGACUACAGUAGCCAUCUGCUGAUACAUUGUCUGCCUUUUGUGGGCAGAAGAGACCGAGAUCCUCUGUAGGCUAGAAACUCCGUCGCUAACGGACAACAGCGGACAAGAAGAAUCGAAAGGAUUCGGCUGUCCAGACGACUUGCUCAAUCCUACGAAUUCCGAUUCGGCGUCCGCCCAACAAGUAGGCACCAUGCGCUCGCUGUUGGGCGGACUGUUUGUCCCGUUCUCGUGGGAAGCGAUCGAAGGUUCAGAAAUCCCCGCUUUAGCAAUCUAGGAACCAGACUGUACGCCGAAUUGAGACUCAGAGAAUGCGAGUAUAACUGUAGUUUUAUAUUGAACGUGUUUUGUUGUAUUAGCUGAUAGGGAUAAUGUACAGCUUGGACGGUGCGCCG